UCGAAAUACCGUACAAAGCGGGCAAGUCCGUUGCUUCUUAAUAUUUAUAGAUUUAGAAUAUUUUCAUGUUGUUUGUAUAUAGAUUGUAAUGUGUUUUUUUGUGAAACAUAAUAAGAAUGAACUAACUUUUAGUUUACAUUAGAUUUGUAAAUUGUAGUGUAGUGUUUUGAAGAUGAAGCUUCUAUAUUUUGUUUUGUUUAUAAUUGCAAACUUGCGUAUAAACCCCCAAGCGUCGUUGGAUAGUUUUUUGCCCACCAACAACCAAGUUUUACUUGCUGACACAACCAAAAGUUCAGACAAAUCUUGCAGUCGGCCUUGCAAAUUUAAUGUUAAGCCUCGACGUUGUGAAUAUGAUUUCGUAAUACGUCCAAUCUUGGAUGAAGAGGGAAGGCCAAGUCUGACCAUCAAUGAUCAAAGCCCGGGGCCGGCUGUCCAUGUGUGUUUGAACGAUAUAGUGGUGGUCAAAGUAAAGAACGAAAUCCCGAAUCAGGAUGUAACUCUCCACUGGCACGGCAUUGAACAGAAAGGGACCCCGUAUAUGGAUGGUGUGCCAAUGAUAACGCAAUGCCCCAUUUCAUACGGAUCGAUAUAUCAAUACUCAUUUAUUGCAUCUUCUCCUGGCACCUUCUUCUAUCAUGCUGAUUCUGUGGUCCAUCAGAGUGAUGGAAUAUACGGAAGUCUUAUUGUGGAUCAGCCGCAGCCUCUCGAGCCUAAUGGUGUUCUAUACGAUUACGAUCGGAGCAAAGAACAUACAUUCUUGAUAGCCGCUAGAUUUCCGGAAUUAUUGACCUCAAGACUAGAGGGGAAAAGCGAAAUUGGGCCCGAAAGUCUGAUAAUCAAUGGUGAUAAUUUUACUCCUAAGAUUUACGUGAUGACGGGAUACUCAUACCGGUUGCGUUUCAUUAACGCAAUAGCGUUGGAAUGUCCAAUCGUUGUAAACGUACAGCGGCAUGCGGUGGUGGUUAUUGCUACUGACAGCAAUCCUGUUAAGCCAGUGACUAACGGAGCCUUCAGACUCUAUCCAGGAGAGCGAAUAGAUGUCGUAUUACGGGCAGAUCAGCCCAGCGGUGGUUAUUGGCUACAAAUCUCAGGGGAAGGAGCUUGUGAGACGCUCAAAACGCAUAUUAUGCUUAUUUACUCCGGCUUUAAUUACACAUCAAUGUUGGAACAAGGACCGAACACUGAGUCGGAAAUCGGUACCUUCAUCGACAGUGAAAAAUAUUUGUCACUUAAAGAUUCUCAAGCUCCAGCCAAAGUGAAAUCUAUAUAUUUACGUAUUGACAGGAAUAGUUUUGAUGUCAAAGACAGUGAUUUAGAUUUCCGUUACCGAAGCGACGCUAUGAAAAAGAAACCUUUUUACCCUGCGACAUUAUCUCUCCAUGCUGGUGUUGUACAAAUCAACGGUAAAAACUUCCUUUAUCCAAACGCUGUGUAUCUUUUAAAACCUCGCGAGGUACGUCCUGAUAUUACCUGUUAUGUUGAGGAGGAACAAAAACACAAGGAGCCUCAAUGCCUACAAGUUUUAAAAGCACAAAUAAACGAACCGAUAGAGCUCAUAUUGGCUAACGAAGGUUUCGGUAGUAAUGAUUCCUACACAUUUCACAUGCACGGCUAUAAUAUGCAGAUUAUUUCAACAUGGCGCAAUCCUUCCAAAAGACCAUUUACUAAGGAAGAGUUUAUGAAAUUAGACGAAAAUCAUUCUAUUGUGAGAAACGAAGUGAAUCCGCCACUGAAGAACACUAUACAUGUACCUAAUAAGGGCUUGACUGUCGUACGUUUCACUCCCACUUCCGGUGGAAGCUGGCUCUUGGAAUGCAGAUCUUGUUCCCUUUCAACACCCGUCGCGUUGCUCGUCAGCGUUCCCCUGUCGAUACCAAAGUCGGUUAUUGAAUCUUUGCCAGGCUGCGGAAGCUAUCGACCCGCGGACGUGUUGCUGAAUUGAUCGAAUAUUACCCAUAGACACGGAUUAUAUUAUCAAAGAAACAAAUGGUCCUAUUAAAAUAAAUGCAUUGUUAAUUUUAUGUUUAUUCUAACCUGGGUUCGCUCUUUUUGUCCUAUAACUUUGAAAGUUAAAGAGAAUUUAAAAUAUUUUUUUUUUUAUUUUUGUGUUUCGUCUUCAUUUACGAUUUUAGUUUCGAAGAAUGUAUGAGACUGAGUUUGAAAUAGUUUUAAUAGGACGUUAAUUUAAAAAAAUAAAGGUGUUAUAAAUAUGCUAUGAUUGUAGACAAUAAUUGUAAAUAAUAUAAAUUUAUAUAUAAUUCAUAAAUAAGAAAUUUUGCGUAAGUUUAGGGUUGAGUGUGAUAAAUGUAAAUAUUUUAGAUCUACUUACUAAUUUAUUGUUAAAUAUUUAACAUAAUUGUUUUUUAUUUUUUUUUUUUAAAUUAAUAAGCACAUAAAAAUGGUAUGCAUAACUGACAAUAAUAAUAGUUUUUUUAAUACAUUUAUAAUAUAUGAAGAGAUAUAAAAUAAGUAAUUUAAAAGAGUUAAGGAAAUAUAUAUGAAACUUGUCUAUUAUGUUCAUAUCAUUAUAAAUCAUUUUUCUUUAUAAAUACUCGUAGCUGUGGAGCCAGUAAGGUUACACAUAGCCUUAGUUUAGGCACAAAAUAAUUUGUUUAAAAUACCCGAAAUAAAUGCAUGCGUUUUCUGAUCUGUAAUUUUAAAUAUUGUUUUUGGUGAACACUGAGUUUAGUACUUGUAAAUUUUUUUCUAUUCUAAAAACAAUACGGUUUUUAUAUGUUGAUACAUUGCGAGUAAAUUUUUGAAUUAUUGAAAUAAAUUUUGUGUCUAAAUUGUUUAAAAUGCUAAGAUAUAUGAACAGAAGCAUUAUCCAUUAUGAUAAUAAAAAAAAAAAUUAAUUAAUGAAUUGUACAUACAGUGAGUGCAUUUAAAAAAAAAAUGCUUUAUGUAAUUAAAUUAAUGGACGCACGAAUAAUUAAACGUUCCGAACAUUGUAAUAUGUCAAAGAAUUGAUAAAUUGAAUGUUGGCAAAUAAAAAUUUAUGAUAUAA
Molecule: messenger RNA, 3007 nt
Organism: Danaus plexippus (monarch butterfly)
Lineage: Eukaryota; Metazoa; Arthropoda; Insecta; Lepidoptera; Nymphalidae
Exons: 9
Coding region: 173-1942 (589 amino acids)
Biological process (GO): iron ion transport
Cellular component (GO): plasma membrane
Molecular function (GO): oxidoreductase activity; copper ion binding
Source: RefSeq, a predicted model, not a curated record